GCGGCAGCGCGACGGUUUCACUUACGUCAAAACAAUUUACGACACCCUCCGGUUUGGCUGCGGGAGAGGCUGUGGUCCUCCCCGCCGCAGCGCCCGGUCUCCCGCCCCUCGCCGAGCUCUGGACACACCGGCGGAUCACUGUGCGUCCAGCCAGUCCCGCCCCGCCAAGCAUGGAGGCAGAACAGAUGAUGGAGGGACAGCCGCAGGUUCCAGAAAAUCCCCAUUCUGAGUAUGGUCUCACGGAAAAUGUAGAGAGGAUAGUAGAAAAUGAGAAAAUAAAUGCAGAGAAAACAUCAAAGCAGAAGGUGGAUCUCCAGUCGUUACCCACACGUGCCUACUUGGACCAGACAGUUGUACCUAUCUUGCUACAGGGACUUGCUGUUCUUGCAAAAGAGAGGAACUGCAUAAAUUUGAUGUGAAACUAUGGAAGACGACUACAAAAAAGUGAAACUAUGACAAAGUGAAAGAUGGAACACAAAUAAACAGAAAAUGAUGCACCUAGGAGGAUCAUUAAUACCCUAAUGCUAGUGACAAAAUGAUAGAUUCUGAACUGACAAUUCAGACCAUUUUCUUUUUGUGCGGAAAAAAAAUAAUCUUUAAACUGUUAAAUGUAUAUGGCGAUGCAUUGCAAAAUCAAAAAUAAAUUCUUAGUGGUAGGACAGAAAUUGAAGGGAUAAAACCAAGCCACAAUGUCACUAUAUAUAUAUUUAUAAUGUUCUUGUAUUUUUAAUAUUGUAAUUCCAAUCUCCUUGUAUUUUGGUCGAAUGUGAGAAAGUAAGGGUGACAAGGUGGUGAGAAUGGACUGCUGUCUGUAUAUGAACCGACUCGAUAUCUAGAAAAGAUACCUCUGAGAGAGAAUACAUUAGGAAUCUGUUAAAUCACAAAUAGCAUAGAGAUGAUUAAUUAGGAUGGAUUGUUUAUCAUCUCCUCUGAUACAGUAAUCAAUUUAAGUGAAGCAGGUAGCAAAUUAAUAAUGAACAAAAUGAGGUGAUCCUUUACAGGUCACAUAAUUAAGCAAUAUAAUUUUUUACCUCAGAUUGAGUACAUUAAUAUUUUAUUUGGGCUUAAGGGGCAACUGGUCAAAGUUGUAGAGGAAUCCGCCCAGGACUACUAACUGCUAACGCAAAAAGCUGAUACAUGCUUGGAAGCCAAAAGGAUUGGUCCAGAGAAAUAUCUCUGCACACUUCUUAUUUUUUCUUUCCUAUUUUUUUUACACUCUUUAUAGGCAUAUUUGCUCACUUCCAGACCUUUGGUCUGACCCACUGUGAAGUUAAAUUGCUCAUUUAUUCUGCAGACAGAAUCCAGACUAGCAGGAUUCAUGCACUGUAUCUGGAAAAGCUUUUUAAAAAAACCUUAUGAACUAAGGCCAGUGAUCAAAAGUGUAACUGUUGUAGCAGUUCAGUAACACUGAACCAACAGUCACUAAUACUCCUUAUUGAAAACUUCUUCAUCAGAAAUAAAGUGGAAGCCUACAGUGUAAUUCUAUGUAAUUGGUCAUCCCUAAAUUAAGGCUUGUAAGUGUUUGGGGGGGAGUUACGUUGCUUUUAAGAGAAGGUGAUUAGUUCUCCAGCUACCUAAUUUCUUAUAAUAAAAAAUAAUGGCUUUUGAUUUACUUUUUUCU
Calidris pugnax (ruff) is the source of this 1621-nucleotide messenger RNA. RefSeq names its product dpy-30, histone methyltransferase complex regulatory subunit (gene DPY30). Lineage: Eukaryota; Metazoa; Chordata; Aves; Charadriiformes; Scolopacidae. The coding region runs from base 171 to 419 and encodes 82 amino acids. Gene Ontology annotation, cellular component: Set1C/COMPASS complex. The record is from RefSeq and is a predicted model, not a curated record. The transcript is spliced from 5 exons.